AUGUAUAUAAUAUGGUAAUGCUACAACAUACAAGUGGCAAAUAUAUAAAACAUACAGCAAUUGCUUCAUCAAUUUCAUGGCUUUCUUCCACCAUGACACCAAUCAUCACUGCUGAUUCAAUUCCAAGAAAUGAGCAACACAACAAGUGGGGUGUACGUUGGAUCCAGCAACAUCACCGGCUAUGUCUAUGGCAUAGGAAUCUACAUUGGGAUCGUCUUUUUUAUCACCACCAUCACCCUAACCUUUUACUUCUGCAACAGACACCAUCAGCAACGACUCCCUCCUGCAGCUCCUAAUAGGAGACAGAAUGCGCUUGAAGUUGGAAUAGAUGAAGAAUCACUUGUGAGUUAUCCAAAGUUGUUGUACUCUGAAGCAAAAAAACUGAAGAAGAAUGAUUCAACUUGUGCAUGUUGUUCUAUAUGCCUUGCAGAUUACAAGGGUAGUGAUAUGCUUAGGGUGUUACCUGAUUGUGGCCACCAAUUCCAUAUCAAGUGCAUAGAUCCAUGGCUGAGGCUUCACCCUACUUGUCCACUCUGCAGAACCUCUCCCAUUCCGACGCCUCUUUCAACUCCCUUGCCUCAGAGAUUUAUCCCUUGCCUCAUUCCGCCGAGGUGAAUAUCCACAGAGAUUUAUCCGCCGUGGAGCAGAUUUCGAGAGCAUUUUUUUCCGCGGCCCGUGGGUGGCGGAGAGGGGGUACUGAUGCCCAGUGUAAUAAACGGGACGGAGACGGAAUAAAAAUAUUUGUUCUAUGGGUAUCCGUUUAAUAUUCAUAAAUAUAAAGUUACAAAAAUAACCUCUUAUAUAUUAUGUUAAAAUUUAAUCCAAACUCGGUCACUUUUCUC
Arachis duranensis is the source of this 842-nucleotide messenger RNA. RefSeq names its product RING-H2 finger protein ATL70-like. Lineage: Eukaryota; Viridiplantae; Streptophyta; Magnoliopsida; Fabales; Fabaceae. The record is from RefSeq and is a predicted model, not a curated record. The transcript has a single exon. The coding region runs from base 130 to 615 and encodes 161 amino acids.